Molecule: messenger RNA, 6204 nt
Organism: Polypterus senegalus (gray bichir)
Lineage: Eukaryota; Metazoa; Chordata; Cladistia; Polypteriformes; Polypteridae
Exons: 22
Coding region: 595-6078 (1827 amino acids)
Molecular function (GO): zinc ion binding; protein binding
Source: RefSeq, a predicted model, not a curated record
GGAUCGAGUUUGAGAACCCCUGGAUUAAUGGAUAAAUCCCCGUCCUCCCCUGUAAGACGAAGUGGCCUUGAAGAGCAGCCAAGUCAAAGCUCGACCGCACGGAAUUUGUCCUUGAGCGCCAUCUUGUGGCUAUUUAAAGAUAUUACAGAGACGAUUGUAAAUACGCACCACAUGAACUUGGACGGAGUUAAACGACCAAAAAUAACACGUUUUGAAAAGCGACUUAGCACCUCCGGUGAUCGACCCUGUUUCUUGACUUUCUUUUCUGUUUCUUGUGCCUUUCUUACUUUCUUCUGCCCCGCUUUGCCUUUAGUUCAGUGCCACCUGUCCAAUCUGAGAUCGGGUUUCGUCAGCGUGGAGGAUCGCACUUGCAACCAUCCAGUAACACAACGACACGCUGCCACGAUCUCUCUGGGGGAAGAGUAACCGUGAGUGGAGGAUUGAAGUUGUUGAUUUAAAUAGACCGUCGUGUGACUGACUGAACGCGAAACUCAAAUCAGCGGUCGCUCUUUCCCGUAAGUGACCAACGGCACUUUCACUUUCCGCUUUCAGUUUCGAUGUCUGUCUGUCGGCCAGUUUAGAGUCCCUUUCGCGAUGGCCGCAGCUAAGCCUUCGAUGUCCAUGGAUCAAUGCACCUGCUCGGUGUGUCUAGAGGUCCUGAGGGAGCCGGUCACCAUCCCGUGUGGGCACAGCUACUGCCUGAAGUGUAUUAAUCGCUACUGGAGCCAGACAGACCGACUGAAGAUCUACAGAUGUCCUCAGUGCAGGCGGGUGUUUAGCGUGAGGCCUGAGCUGAACAGAAACACCAUCUUAGCAGAACUGAUAGAGAAACUGAAGGAGGCGAAGGCCGACGUGAGCCCGUCUCACAAUUACACGGGACCUGACGGCGUGUGCUGCGAUGUUUGUCCGGGGAGGAAACUGAGAGCCGUGAAGACCUGCCUGACCUGCAUGGCCUCCUACUGUGAGGCUCACCUGCAGCCACACCGGCAGUCUGAAGCUCUGAAGAGACACAAGCUGGAGGAUCCGACUGGAAACCUGGAGGAGAAGCUCUGCCCCAAACACCAGAAAGUCCUUGAAAUGUUCUGUCGGACCGAUGAGAGCUGCGUGUGCUCCAUGUGUGCCGCCACUGAACAUAAGAGCCACGACACGGUGACACUGGACAUGGAGAGAGCCGAGAGACAGAGUCAGCUGAAAAAGAGAAAAGCUGAAAUGAAAAAGGAAGUUGAGGAGAAAGAGAAGAAACUGAGGGAGAUGAAGGACACCAUUGUGAGGAUUCAGAGCUCUGCAGAGACAGAAGUGCAGGAACUUGAAGAGACCUUCACGUCUAUACUUGAGUCCAUUAAAAGGCUGAGGUCAGACAUUGCAGAGGUCAUUCGAGAUUAUGAGCAGAAGAAAGUGAGAAAGGCUGAGGAGCUCAUGGAGCAGCUCGAGAAGGAGAUCGAGGAGAUUAAGAGGAGAGAUGCUGAGCUGGCCGAGCUUUCAAAGAUUGAUGAGCAUAUUCACUUCCUGAAGAAGUUGCCAUCUUUCUGCGACACUCCUAAGGAAGACACAUCUAACAUCGCUGCUAAUGGAGACUUUAUUCCCGAGACUCUGAGGAAAGACCUUUCUGAUCUGAAGAGGAGUCUGGAGGAGCUCAGUGGCUGGGAGUUUGUGAAGAGUGGUGAGGCUGAGGCUGAUGAUCCAUGUCAAGUCCUGCAGAAUCUGAGAAGUAGAAAUUACCUUUUAAAACACUCCUGUCCGCUCACCCUGGACCUCAACACAGCACACAGACGCCUCCGCCUGUCUCAAGGGAACAAAAAGGUGACACAUAAGGAGACGGAGACCCCGUAUCCUGAUCAUCCUGACAGAUUUGACUUUUGGCUCCAAGUUCUGUGCAGAGAGGCUCUGAGUGGGACUCGCUGCUACUGGGAGGCCGAGUGGAGUGGCGACGGGGUGGCGAUGGCAGUGACGUAUAGAGGAAUAAGCAGGAAAGGACGGAGUGAUGAGUGUGUGUUUGGAGUCAAUGAGAAGUCCUGGUGUUUGAUUUGCUCCGAGUCCAGUUAUUCUGUGCGCCACAAUAACCUGAAGACUCAAAUCAGCGCCCCCUACAGUCACAGAAUAGGCGUCUAUCUGGAUUGUCCUUCUGGGUCUCUGUCCUUUUAUAGCAUCUCAGACACCAUGACCCUCAUACACAAGUUCAAGACCUCCUUCACUGAGCCUCUCUAUCCGGCAUUUGGUUUUAACUUUAACUCCAGUGUGACAAUCUGCCCUGUCAGUCAUUUGGAGUACAUGAGGGCAGAAGUAAAGAAAAGAAUUCAGGAGAAAGAGAUGAAACUGGAGGAGAAGCAGCAGACAUUACAAAGCCUGGGGAUCGUUCAGAGUGUGAGGUCAGAGAUCCCCUUGGUGAGGUCAGAGAUCCCCUUGUCUAUGGCAGUUCAAAAAUUGAAGAAAGUGAGAAAGACUAGAGAGCUCAUUGAGCGACUGCAGAAGGAGAUCGAGGUGCUGAAGAAGCGAGAUGCUGAGCUGGGUGAGAGACCACAGGCAGACAACAACACCCACUUCCUCCAGAACUUCUUGUACUUCUGUGUUCCACCUGGAGAUGAAAACCCCACUGGGCUCCCCAAGACUCUACAGAAUCAGAGUCCAAAGGAGAAUGGCAACCAGGAGUUUCUGCAGAAAAAUAAGACCAACUCCCACCCGCUCAACUUGGACCCCAGCACAGCUAACAUAUGGCUUCAUCUGUCUGCGGGAAACAAGAAGGUGACAUUUGGGGAAGCAGUGUCCUCCUAUCCUGACCAUCCUGACAGAUUUGACUGGUGGUUCCAAGUUCUGUGCAAAGAGCCUCUGUGUGGGACCCACUGUUACUGGGAGGUCGAGUGGAGUGGAGAGAAGGUCGAGAUUGGAGUCGCAUAUAAAGGAAUCAGCAGGAAAGGAUAUAAAAUGAAUAAGACGUACCUGGGGAACUGCAUCCACAUUGUAUCAUAUGAUGGGUCACUAGAGAACAGAGCAGCUCAACUCCCAGCGUCUGUGGAUCAGCACGCCUGCUCAGCGUGUCUGGUGGUCCUGCAGGAUCUCGUAGCUAUCCCAUGUGGUCACAGCUUCUGUAUGGCUUGUAUAAAUGUCUACUGGAAACAGUCUGGCACAGAGGGGAUUUACACCUGUCACCAGUGCAGGCAAACCUUUGCUAUGAAGCCUCCACUUAACAGGAACGUUGCUUUGGCUGAAGUUACGGCCACAUUAAAAGGAGUGCUGGUGAGUGAAGCUCCAUCUCAGAGUUAUGCAGGACCUGAUGUUGUGCCCUGUGAUGUGUGCACUGGCAGAAAACUGAGAGCAGAGAAGACCUGCAGCUCCUGCAUGGCCUCCUACUGCGAGUCUCACCUGCAGCCACACAUGGAAUCUGAAGAUCUAAAGACGCACAAACUGGAGGAGCCGUCUGGAAGCUUCAAAGACAAGCUAUGCACAAAACACCAGAAAGUUCUGGAAAGCUUCUGCAGAACAGACGAGACCUGUGUCUGCUUACUGUGCGAGGAGGCUGAACAUAAUGGCCAUGAGAUGGUGACACCUGAUAUGGAGAGAGCUGUCAGACAGAGUCUACUGGAAAACAGGAAGGUUGAAAUGAAAAAGAGAAUCGAGGAGAAAGAGAAGAAAUUGGAGGAGAUGAAGGAGACGGUAGUGAGAAUUCAGAGCUCAGCAAAGAGAGAAGUGCAAGAACUUGAGGAGUCCUUCACGUCUCUCCUUCAGUCCAUUGAAAAGCUAAGGUCAGAGAUCAGCUCUUUGAUCACAGAUUAUGAGUGGAGGGAAGUGAGAAAGGCUCAAGAUUUCAUGGGACGACUGGAGAAGGAGAUCAAGGAACUGAAGAGGAGAGAAGCUGAACUGUCCGAGUUCUCAAAGACAGACAACCACAUCUAUUUCCUAAAGAGAUUCCCAUCAAUCUUUUCCAUCUCUGAAGAUGAAGAUGCACCCAACAUCGCCGUUAACAGUGACUUCCUUCCUGAUACUCUGAAGAAGGACCUAUCUGACCUGAAGAAGACUCUGGAGGAGAUCAGCGACUGGGAGUUUAUGCAGACCAGUGAGACCGACUCCCGUCCGCUAACCCUGGAUCUCAAUACAGUAAACAAGUGGCUUCACUUCUCGGAAGACAACAAAAUGGUGACAAACAAGAGGACAGUGACCCAGUACCCUGAUCAUCCUGACAGAUUUGACUGUCGGUCCCAAGUCCUGUGCGGAGAGGCUCUGAGUGGCACUCGCUGUUACUGGGAGGCUGAGUGGAGUGGAGAAGGGGCGACAGUUGGAGUUGCAUAUGAAGGAAUCAGCAGGAAAGGAUGGAAAUAUGAAUGUCUCCUUGGACGCAAUGACAUGUCCUGGAGUUUGUCCUGCUCCGAUUCCCAUUACUCUGUGUGGUACAAUAACAUGAAGACUGAAAUCUGUGCCCCCUGCAGUCACAGAAUUGCAGCUAAACCUUCUCUGUCUGUGGCUCAGUAUGACUGCUCGUUGUGUCUGGAUGUCCUGAAGAAGCCGGUCACCAUCCCGUGUGGGCACAGCUACUGUCUGCACUGUAUCAAUGACUACUGGGACAAGUUGGACGCACAGGGGAUCUACAACCGUCCUCAGUGCAGACUGGACUUUGAACCCAGGCCAAGCCUUUACAUAAAUACAACACUUGAAGGCCUGAUAGAAAAAGUGAAGCAAAUGCAAGUCAACAUCGUUCAGUCUCAGAGUUACGCCGGACCUGAUGACGUGUCCUGUGAUGUUUGUCCAGAGAGAAAACUGAAAGCUUUGAAGACCUGCCUGACCUGCUUGGUCUCUUAUUGCGGGAUUCACCUGCAGCCUCACCAGGAGUCUGAAGCCCUGAAGAGACACAAACUGAUGGAGCCGACUGGAAACUUCCAAGAGAAUCUCUGUUGGAAACACAAGAAAAUGCUGGAAAUCUUCUGUAGGAGCGACAAGCUCUGCGUCUGCUCAAUGUGUGCGGCGACUGAGCACAAGACUCAUGACAUAGUGACGAUCGAUGAGGAGAGAGCUGGGAGACAGAGUGAGCUAGAGGAAAGAAUGGAGGAAAUGAAGAAGAGAAUUGAGGAGAAAGAGAAGAAACUUGAGGAGAUGAAGGAAACCAUAAAGAUGAUUCAGACCUCCACAGAGAGAGAAGUGCAAGAACAGGAGAAGGCCUUCAAAUGUCUGCUUAAGUCCAUUGAGGGGCUGAGGUCAGAUGUCAUUGGUUUGAUUCGUAGUUACGAGCAGAAGGAAAUUAAAAGGAUUGAAGAGCUCAUCGAGGAACUAGAGAAAGAGAUUGAAAUGCUGAAAGGAAGAGACAUUGAGCUGGCCAACCUUUCAAAGACAGACGACCACAUCCACUUCCUAAAGAGGUUCCCAUCUCUGUGUGUUCCUCUUGAAGAUGGAGGCAUAUCCCACUUUACUGUUAAAGAAGACUUGCUUCCAGAGAACCUGAAAAAGGAACUGACUGAUCUGAAAGAGCAUUUGGAGCAGAUCAGCAGCUGGGAGUUUGUGAAGACCACAGAAACUGAUUGUGACCCUCCAGAUUAUAUUCUGCAGAACCUGAGAAGUAGAAAUUACUUAUUAAAAUACUCCUGUCCACUCACAUUGGACCCCAACACGGCAAACAGAUACCUUCUCUUUUCUGAUGGGGACAUGAAGGUGACGUAUGAGACGACGGAGUCCCCGUACCCUGAGCAUCCUGACAGAUUUGACUACUGGCCGCAGGUUCUGUGCAGGGAGGCUCUGAGUGGGACUCGCUGCUACAGGGAGCUCCAGUGGAGUGGCAACUGGGUUGUGAUAGGAGUGACCUACAAAGGAAUUAGCAGGAAAGGGAACAGCGAGGAGAGUCUGCUUGGGUUCAAUGAGAAGUCCUGGCGAUUGUUCUGCUCCGAUUACGGUUAUUUUGCACGUCAUGGUGACAAAGUUACUGAAAUUGAGGUUGCUAGCAGUCACAGAAUUGCCAUGUAUCUGGACUGUCCUGCUGGCUUUCUGUCAUUUUAUAGCAUCUCAGACUCUAUGACCCUCCUGCACAAGUUCCAGGUAACCUUUAGUGAACCAGUACAUCUGGGCUUUGGGGUCGGACCAAACUCUAGCCUUUCAAUCUGAAACACAAAAUUAUCAUUCUUCCUGUCACCUUUAUGGCUGAGUGGUGGCUCUGAGGCUAAGGAUUUGCACUUGUAAUUUAAAGGUUGAAGGUUUGAAUCCCGUAAACGCCAAAAGUGACUCUACUUC